Molecule: messenger RNA, 1474 nt
Organism: Mytilus trossulus (common blue mussel)
Lineage: Eukaryota; Metazoa; Mollusca; Bivalvia; Mytilida; Mytilidae
Product: gastrula zinc finger protein XlCGF8.2DB-like
Exons: 2
Coding region: 157-1254 (365 amino acids)
Biological process (GO): regulation of transcription by RNA polymerase II
Cellular component (GO): nucleus
Molecular function (GO): DNA-binding transcription factor activity, RNA polymerase II-specific; RNA polymerase II cis-regulatory region sequence-specific DNA binding
Source: RefSeq, a predicted model, not a curated record
AAAAAUUGUGAGGAAAAUAUGUUCAAAAUUUCUAAUAUUUCCACAACUUAAUCAUACACAUAAGCCUCCGGAUAGCGUGCUUGACAAUGAUUAAGAUGAUCAUUGUGAAAAUCAAAGACAAUAGUAGUGUAAUGACAAAGGGAAGAGAACGAAGCUAUGGAAAAUUUACAAGGUUUUUGUGAGAUAAAACAAGAGCAUACGAGUGCCACAGUUACAGUUCAACCAAAUACUGAAACUUUUAUAAUCAAUCCUGAUUUAAUACAGACUAAUAUUGAAGAUACUAAAUAUGAACAAGACAAUUGUUUCGCAGAAUCUGUAUUUAACAUUACAUAUGUAUCAGAAUGUUAUUCGACAGAAACACAAGUUUCUCACACUGGGGAUUCGCCAAAGCUCAUAAAGUUUGAGAAGGAAAUUGACGAAAUCGUUACGGAAAUUGCUGUUGAGAUUGGUACAAACAAAUCCAGUACUAAAUGUAAAACUUGCUUGAAAGAGUUUUCAAAUGUUAGUAAUUUAAGAAGGCACAUGAACACUCAUAAUGAAAAAUCAAGUGAUGGUAAGAAAUUUAAGUGCGAGAUCUGCGGAAGAAUUUUUGAAAAGAGAUACCAAUUUGUAAAACACAAAAAAUCUCACAUCGGUGACGUUGUUAGAGAUGAUAAACAGUUAAAAUAUAAAUGUGGAGUAUGUGGGAAACAGGAGUCGAAUAAGAGAGAGUUUGAAGAUCACAUGAGAGUACAUACAGGCGAACGACCUUUUCAGUGUGACGUGUGUGAUCUCGCCUUCAAACAGAGGGGUCAUCUCAGACGACACAGUCGUGUUCACACUGGAGAAUAUUUACACGAAGGAAGUUUUAUACAAUGUGAUGUAUGUGGCCGAAAUUUUGGCCAAAAUCAUCAGCUAGUUCGUCAUAUGAAAUGCCACUACCCAGCUAAGAAAGAAUUUAAAUGUGACCUUUGUUCAAAAGAGUUUACCGAAAAGCAUCAUCUCGUACGACACGUUCGCCUACAUACUGGUGAAAAACCUUACGCGUGUGAAUUUUGUGGGCGUUGUUUUACUACUGACACUGGUUUGACUAUUCACCGUAGACUUCAUACCAACGAAAAACCUUACGCGUGUAGUUUGUGUGACAAAGCAUAUAUGCAAUCGACAGCAUUGAAGCUACACAUGCUUGUGCAUUCUGGGGAACCUCGUUAUACGUGUACAGAAUGCGGAGAGAAAUUUGAUAAACCAAGCCAUCUUAAAAACCACAAGCAUUGAAUUUUCAAAUAGUGCAUAUACACGGGCAUAUCAAUUAUAUGUUUUCUGUCGGAUUCUGAUAUUUGGUAUUUUCGUUGGUGACUCAGUAAUGCUUUUAAUUAUGGUCGUUUUGAUUUUAAGUAUUUCGGUACUUCUGCUUUCUGUAAAAGACCGGAUUUCACUUAAAGUAUUGAUGGAAAAAUCUUCAGUAUUCGUUUUUCAAUAAAACAAUUUAUAUUUC